Ectocarpus siliculosus is the source of this 2227-nucleotide messenger RNA. Lineage: Eukaryota; Phaeophyceae; Ectocarpales; Ectocarpaceae. The record is from the annotation of a GenBank genome assembly.
UCCGCGAUAGUUGGCUAAUUGUCGGGCUCUGUGGUGGGAAUCACACAGUUGUGAUCUUCUGGAUUCUCUAUGGCUCCCAAUAACAAGACCGUAUCAGCCGGCACGCAUCCCCAUGGUGGCGGGGGCCAAGCCUUCACGGGGCAGAAGUGCCCCUUUGCUUCUUUGGCACCGCAGGCGGCCAGUAGCGGCGGUAGCAAUCGGAAUCCCCACGCGGUGCUGACAAAGCAGAAGUCCAUGUACGUUGACGGGCUGGCGGCGCGCAUCCACGACGACAUGAACUUGGCGGUGCUGGCGGGGAUGGCGCUGAUGGCCGCCUGGGCAAUGUGGGAGGGGGACAGGUGGACCCAGUACGCGCUGACAUUAUUCGCGGCGGGUUACAUGGUGCUGGACGCGUGUUGGAUCUUGUGCAACCCUUCGGGCGUCAAGUCGCCAAAAACUGUACUUGGUCACCACGUGGCCACCCUCUCGGUGCUGGUGGACCCCCUGCUCCAGCCGCAGCACGCCUUCUACACGGCGUGCGCGCUGCUGGUGGAGUUCAACACGUUCCUCCUUAUCCUACGGCGUCGGGUGUCGUGGGGAGGUCUCCUGGAGGUGCCCUUCGCGUUGUCGUGGGUGGCGCUCAGAUUAAUUUGGUAUCCGUUCCUCGGCUUUUAUUUCACAAUGUGCACGUUCCCGGAGACCCUGAAGGCCCUCUACCCCGAGCGGCUUGUGGAGUGGAGGUUCGCUGUGGAGGAAGAUCGGCCGGUUCCCAUGUUCCUCGGCAGCUACCUCGCGUGGGUGGGAAUCUGCAUCUUCCAAGGCUGGUGGUCGUGCGCGCUCGUGAGGAGCUACGGCCGCCCUGCCGUCGUGACACGAGACAAAAAGUUCCUGUAACGUUUUUGCGGUGUUUGGCCGGCUUUUCGCAGAAUUAUCAGAAGGUGGCGGGGGCGGGGUAGUGAGGCAGGAGUAUGGCGGUUCGGCGAGCGCGGGCGAAGAUGAGCUAGCCCCCCCGCUACUGGGCCUGACUGAGAGUCUUGAUGGCCGCCACGCGAAGGAUGAAUGUGUCCGUGAUGGAUGUUAGUUGUAAGCACGGGUGAUGUUGGUGUUUUUUUGUUUGUUUUUUUACGAAUUCGGUGUGACGUCUGCGCGGUGAUGCUCGAAGCUCUCUGAUCAAGAACAGACCGACCCCGAUAGAGCGUUUGUUGCUUGGUUGGUGGAACCCGUACAAUCCGGUUGUUUGUGGCUUUGGCCAUCGCAGUGCGACGGUGCCGUGGCGAUGACGGCGGUAGCGAUGUUUCGUAUUAGUGGUGAUGCGUGGGGCCUUGUAGAUAUUUGCGUUAAUUUAGUGGGAGGCCCGCGUCUUUGGGAUGCAAAUGCGGGGGGGGCGGAGAACUACCAGGACGUGUUUGGCCUCGGGUGCACGUCCCCCUUUUCGGUCCCUCAAUGUAUGCUAGCACCGACACAUUGUGUCCUCGUGACCGUUCUUAUUCAGGGUCAGGGGGUUUGCCUGACAUGGGAAAUGCACCCAGAGCUUCAGAUUGCCGGGGACGUUGGGGGGACGGGACUUGGCUGAACCCUCGUUGUGGUGCGGAUUGAUUUUUCUCGGCGACGGUGAAGAGUUCCACCCGCCAGGAACAACCUUCCUUUUUUGCCGCCGUUCCCGUCGGCGAUAUAUGGGUACCCUAGCGCGUCUUGAGAAGCGUCACAAGAGCCAAUGUCCACGUGAUCGAAGUGAAGCUUUUCUCGGCUUGUUUGGCCUUGGGCGACGCCUCUGCACUGAGGCGGAGCGUGGCAGAUGUGACGGCCCUUGACUGGAAGCACACCUCAUGUUAGCAAUCGGUGACAUUCCUUGUGUCUUCACAGAGGCUCAGCACACUCAGGCCCAGAGUAUGGGUACCAGUCCUUGCGUCUUUUGAUGUUGCUUGCUGUGAUACAGUUUUUUUUUGUCACACCAUGUUUCUGUUUCUUUGAAUGUGUGCCUCUACGCCAGGCUGGCCGAGAGGUAGUGAAAUGGGGGAGUUAGAGCUACACGGGAGUGAUUUCCUGUUUCGCACAACCAUGCUUUGUUAGUUGAGUGUGAGAACCGAUACGCGUGCGUGUGGCCUUACCGCGAAGGCGCGUGUACGAAGUUGGAUCGCGUCUUGUUCUUACCAGCGCGCUCCUCGCAGGUAGUUCAAUAGCGAGGCGCUUGGUUCAGGGACGGCAAGUAUUUCGCGAAGAAAAUCUUAUAAAGUACUCGCGUAUCAUG